Messenger RNA from Rhagoletis zephyria (snowberry fruit fly), 6474 nucleotides. RefSeq lists its product as uncharacterized. The record is from RefSeq and is a predicted model, not a curated record. NCBI's taxonomy places the organism in Eukaryota, Metazoa, Arthropoda, Insecta, Diptera, Tephritidae.
GUGUGUGGCGUUGCAAGGUGCCUGCACACCUGUCACAAGCAACCGAAGGGCAGCAAAUAAAUAAUUGAAAACUCCUUUCAAGCGAGAAAUAUUUGAAUGCCAAGAAGCAAAUAACUACACACAACUACAAUUGAAGCAAUAAGAAGUUUUUAAAAGAUGACUGAGUAUCCGAGCACUCAUCUUGGUGACACAUUGUGAAAUGUACCAACAACAAACACGAUGUUUCUUGACUUCCUGAUCUUCUCCACAGCCAAUUCACAACGAUCAGAAAGUCACGACGCAACGGCGACCGAGGGUGUGGAAGUGGCUGCGGCGGCAGCUACAACAAUAGCCAUUGACAAAAUGACAACCGAAGGCAAACAAAGUGCGCAAACCGCAAACGAAUUACAACAAAAGCAGCAACUAAUUGUUGGCAACUUACUGACAACAGCCAACAAACAACAACCAAUAAGCAACAACAAAAGUGCAAACCAACCAAGCGUCGAAGCGACGGUAAGCGACGUAAUGCUUUGCUUUGUUGAUAAUAAUAAUAAAAGUCUAAGCGACAACAACAAAACAUGCAGUCGUACAGGCAACAGAAAUGGGAGCUACAACGGAAAUGCUUGCGGUGCCAGCAGGAGUAGUGCCGCUGAUGAUAGCAACCACUUUUGGCCGAUUGUUGGCAGCGAAAAUGAAAACGAAACGCUUCAGUGCACACCGCUGGCAGAGAUAGAAGUGGAAGCACCAACAGCAGCGGCAUUUGAACCCAUCGAAUGCAGCGGCGGGGAGGAAUGCGUUGAGGCUGAAAUUUUGUUGCGCCUAGGGGACGUUUACGGAAUACAACGGCCAAGUGACGAAGUGGGAUUAACAAAAACAAAAGAGAGUAUGAGCAACGGGACAGCAAUAAUAACUGGCGAAGCAGCAGCAGCAACAGAAACAGUGAAUAGUUUUGCAUUGACAGGCCAGUUUAGCUUAGCGGAAAUGGCAACGAGUACAGUGACAACAACAGCGGACACAACAUUUGGGUGGCUGCCAUUGGUGCUGCACGGUGGUGGCAUAGAGAGCAAAGCUGGCAUGCCAUUGCUGUGCACAGGUGGGAGAGCAGGCGCAUGCGCUUUGGACGCGAAACCAUCGAGAACAACGACGAUGAUGGCGGCGUCGGCGGCGACGGAGGCAGCAACAAUCACUGUGACGAGUGCGACUUGUGCUCUUGUCACAACAGCAACAACAACAACAACAACAAAAACAAAUACACUGUGCCAUGCCACUGACCAGAAUACAGGCAACCCAUGGCAGUUAAGCUUUGACGACGACCAGUAUGCCAGCGGCUGCAUACAGCAAAGAGUCACCGACUUGAAUGCGAGAACCGCAAGCGUGAGGGACGUGACGAAAUCAACUUCGUCAUCGAUCGAAAACAAUUCACCACAACGAGUAGCGUUUACGCACACGAAGGACUAUGCCACUACGAACGCCAUUUUCCCCACAACACAACACAUCAGCGCGACAUGCCAACAGGCUGAGGACGUGACAUCGGCAAAGGGUGACACAACAAAGUCCUUACAACAGCAACAACCAGCAGCUGGCGAAAGCCCCAUCGUCAUCAGAAAGUAUAGCAGCAGUAGCAGUGAAAGGAGCUGCGAUGGCAGCGUGGUGAAUGUGAAAGCACAUAGAACAGCAGCCAGUCGAGCCAGCGGCGACCAACACGACGAGGACAACGACAUACGAGUACGACGUGUGGCUGGAGCAGCAGCAGCAGCUGGAGCAGCUGAGACGAAAUUUUUUUCAAACUAUAGAAAAAAUUGGAAAACUCUGAAAAAUACCAAAGCAGCAAGCCAAGUGUGUGUUUUAGUGGAUAACGGCACUGCAAGUGAUUGUGAAAAUUUAUUGUGUAGUGAAAUUCGGCACGAAGCCAAUGCUGAUAACUGCUAUUUAUAUAAUUUUAAGGCCCUGAAUGGUGAGUGGUGUAUCUGUGAAGCAGCAAAUUUGUUGGCUGGCUGGGAAGACGACAGUGAGGUCAAUAGAGGGGGUGGUGGCGACGGCGACGGUGUCGUUGGAAACGCUGCUGUGCGCCUUGAUGACGGUACCAGUAGAAGUACCAGCACCAACGCCAGUGCCAGUGUCGAUACCAUAAAGGCCAUUCAUGAAAACAUUGAAACAGUAGAAGAAAGUAAAGUUGGUGAAAGUCGAAGUCGAAAGUGGUGUCAGGGGCAAGCGAAUGAAUGCGAACUUAGAUUGAAUACAAUUGAAAAAGUUGAAGAAAAGGAAAAAGGCUUUCAAGAGCCUAUCGAACAAAAAACAGAUACAGCUGGAAACGACGACGACGGAGGGCGCUACUUCGUCACAGACAGGCAGGCGGAGGCUGAAAAGCUCCAUAAGGGCCACUUUUCAUGCGAAUUGUCUACACUCGUGGCGACGAACGAGGCACAGCAACAAAUAGAAAAAGAACAGCUGAAAGCAGAAAGUAUAGGAAACGCCAAAGAGAUAGGUGAAAUAAAAACGAAAGAAGCGAAAAAUCAUAAAGGAAAAGAAGUAGAAAAAGGAAACGAAGAAGUAAGUGUAGCUGAGUAUGAAAAAUGCCCGCAUCAAUGCGACGUGAUUUGCACAAAUAAGCCUGCUCAGCAAAUUUGUGGUAAACGACUCAUCCCCCACACACAUCAAAGGCAGCCGAGGCAGGACCAGUCGCCAGCAGCGGAGAGCUGCAGCAGCUGGGUGGUAGGCGCAUAUUUCAAUUCAACGAAUACGCAACGAGCGCAACGAAUACAUAAUUCGCAACAGCAAUUCAAUUCUAUCAUUGAACAGCAGCCACAGCCGCAGCAGCAGCAGCAGCAGCAGUCACAGCUAAAGCCCGAUUACACGGCCGUCAAUGUUGCGCUCGUUGAAUACAGCAACGACAACGAAUUAGUAACUAAAGUGAUUGAUGAAAAAUCCACGCGGGGGCGACACAGUACAACAGACGAAGCCUUAGCGAGGCCACCGCUCCUAAGCGAGCAGGAGAGAGAAGAGUGGAAGUGCGUUGAAGAAAAGUGCGAGCAGCAAGCGAAUUGCUGGCAAGAGGUUUCACACGAAAAAGCAACAGCAGCGAGCCAUUGUAGAGAGGGGCCAGAAGUAGCGCAAAAUUGCAGCCCUGAUUGUGAAGUUAUUAAUGAAAACAAGACUGCCUACGCGACCAACCCUGCUGCGGUCAUAGACAGAGCCAGCCCAACUGGGAACGAAGUAGCGACGCGGCACGACCUGCAGCGUAAGCAUAAAUCGGCGAUAGAAACAAAAGAAAGCAGGCAAAGCGACGCACGAGAAAGCAAAGAGGAAAAAGUAAGCGAAAAUUGCAGAACGCGAGGAGAGGAGGAGUCGCAGAAAGAAGCAUUUUUUAAGUGUACAAGUGCUCUUGGUAGUGGUGGUGUUGCUAAUAGAUGGCGGCGCAGCCACACCACUUGCGAGGCACCUGAAAGUGCAAGUAAUCAAAGAGAUAAGUGGCCAAAAGGAGGCGCUAACGACAACACAUCAACACAUCAAGCGGUCGAACAAGUGGCAAAUGUUGCCAUAGAAGCCAACGCCGAGAAUGCAAAAGUGUUUAAAGAGGUAAGUGCGACAAGCACACAACGCACUUCAAGCUUAGCUAAAGCACCACAAAGUGAAAGUACCCAACGACAAUUGCGUCAGGGGUUGGAGCUUGGGCUGUAUUGGGGCAAUUUAGUUCAAGUUGCAACACAGCAGCAACAGCAAACUAUUGACGAAGAAGUAGCAAAAACUAUAACUGCACGACGAUUACCGCAGAAGCACACUCGAGAAAGUGCAGCACAAAAGGGGUCACAACAGCUGGAUUCGCUAGUUGAAUGCGAAAAAUAUAGGGAAUGCGCUGAUAUAAAACCGAAACAGCUAGACAAUACAAACCUAAGUGAGGCAGAUAAACUACUUUUGAAUAGGCAACACUUAGCCGAAGCGUGUACCCACUAUAGCGCGGCGCACGUCGCACACGCAGCCCCCAAGGGAACGCUUAACGUGUCAGCACCAUCAUUAGCAGAGGGUGUCGUCGGUGGUAGAGACGAAUUUGCGGCUAGUCAACGCUUGCAACGUUUGCAACAACAUUUUCGUGGAUUAGUAUGCGUGACACGCAAUCAUUUGAAAGACGAACACGAGCCCCAAUAUGACAACGGCAACUUUGGCCACGACGACGUGCAUGCUAAUGAAGUGAGCGCAGGGGUGGUAGCGCAGCAGAAAUUACAGAAAAGCGAUAGAGACUACUACGAGGGCGACGGCAACGGAGACGAAGUAGCUUGUUCAUCAGACAAAUUUUUCUAUACGAAACGGCAGGCAGACGAAGCAGCGAAGUACGAAGAAGCCUUGAAAAGCAGUGAAAGCAAACACUUCGAAGGUAAGCUUGGUACUAAAGGUUGCUUGGCAGAGGGAGACGCAUACGCGCGGCGAAGCGCUGACAGUCAGACGACGCAGCAGAUAAUUGAAAUACCAAAGGACAACAAAAACAACGCCGGCGGAGGAGGUCUAGUGGACCUAACGGAAGAAGAACAAGAGGCAGAAACUGUUGUUGUGUUGCUCGAUAGAGCAAAACCAGCAGCAAGAACAGCAAAAAUAAUAACAACAACACUUGCGGUUGGCCAAAUAACAGACAAAAGACGAAAUUGCAGCAACAGUGGUGGCGUAAGGUCGCCACAGUGGAUAAUAGCAGCUGCGACAAACAACAAAGGCGACCUGGUCGUUGAAAAGCCAAGUGCAAUCCAAUUAACAGCAGAAACUCGUUACAACAGCAGCAGCGUUAAGCUAGCGGACAACAACAAUAAUCGGCGAAAUAAAAAUAGUAAUUGUAAUCAACAAAAUAAUUUCGAGAGAAUCAACAACACUUUUAGACAACCGAGCAGCGAGUGCGCAGCAGCCACAGCGCAGGAAUUAAUCAACGAACAGAGUGAAAAUAACGAGCGCCUAGCGGAAGCAAGAGCAACAGCAGUUGGCGAGAGAACAACAGAGCGCCGCUCAAUUGAAUGCUGCGAAAAGCAACGAGCGGAGGCACUUGACUCGCUGCUAGCGACUAGUGAUAGUGGUAAACUAACGGUACACAGUACAACCCCAACUGAGGUAGGAAUAACUACAGUUAGUCAAGAAGAUAAACCACCAGAAGAGGAAGAAAAGCAAGCGGAGGACGAGCAGAAGAGCGCGGCGACGAGAGGAGCAACAGCCACCCCAAAGCAAACAGCAAAUUCCAAUGCGACUGUGAAUGCCAGCAGUAUACAAAACGCUACAACAACAACAGCAACCACUGAGGCGCGAAUAAACAAUAACAAAAAUCGCGUGGAAAUACUUGAACAGCCAACGCGACAUAAACAAAGUGGUGGUGGCAUAACAGACGCGACGUCAGCGUCGCCAACCCACAACGCAGAGUCACGCGAACUUGCACUGACCAACGCAACAGAGAAUUCAACGGCUACAACAAUAACAACAACAACUGUAGAAAGUUUUGCUAACUCAAUAGUCAGUAAUCGCCUUUUGAAUCCAACGAAAACCGCAACAUUUGCACAGGAACAGUGCCAACUUUUGAACUCGCAGCCGGAAGCGCAUUUAGAAGCGCCAUCGCCAUUGCCAUCGCCAUCGCCAUCUUCACCAUCGCCACCACCACGUCCGCCACCGCCCAAAGCGGCUUUGAAUUUUGGUCGGUUAAGCGCUUUUGUUGCCACAAAACCCUCAAGUGAACAACAUUUUCCAGCGGCAACCGCACCGUUUUUGUACUGCAAUCACGUCAUUAACAAAAACUGUUGUGUCUACAACCAUUUGAGUCCCUACGUACCCCCCGCCAUCUAUCAGCCCAUAUACGAGUACGCCUUUUAUCCGCUUGCGGGCAAUUCGCUAUACGAAUUUGAUGCGCGUCGAUUGAGUGAUAUCAUCGGUGGCGGAAACGUAACAACAACAACAAAAUCAACACCAACAGCAACAAAUCACUGUGUACCAUUGUCCGUUGUCGGUGUGGACACAAAUCAAAAUCUCGUACGCGACACAAAGAAGUGUGAAUUCAAUCGUAUCGGCGGCGGUGGCUGUGACGGCCAAGGUAACUACGUUGCUCUAACGCCGCUGAACGGUGGUGUUAGCGCGUUUCCGAAUUCAGACGCCUUCGAAUGUUACGACGAAUUAUUCGAUGAAGUGUCGUCAAUCGGUAUUGACACAGACGUGUACGCGAAUAGUGAGACCGCUGAAACAAAUUCGAUUUGUGAUUGUGUGAAUUGUGCGAUUGAACAAAAUGCAAAUCAGUUGCUGAACAACAGCGACAACAUUAACAGAAGCAACAACAACAACGAAAACGACAUUAGUGUUUAUAAUUUGAAAAACGUUGANAGCAAUUACGCUCAUUUAAAUCAAAGUGUAUCGUGCGCAUCAGACGUGCCCGCACGCCCAAUAAAUUGUGUCACCAGCAGCGACAUCAACACCAAAGUAUCUCGAAGUGCAACAAACGUGCGCACGCAAGUGACCAAUCGAAACCAAAAAAUCAUAUUGUAA